AUGUCCACAGUUGCUCAUCAAUAUUCUGCGCCCCCCUCGAUGGCUCCACCGACUUCCGGAAUCGUUGCCGGCGAGGGCACUUUUGUGGGCGUUCCCUCGUCAACUCUUUAUGUCCAGAAUUUAAAUGAGAAAUCGUCGAUUUCCCUGCUCCAAAAGGAGCUUUUCUACGCAUUUUGUCCCUUUGGAAAGAUUCUGGAUAUCAAAAUCAAAAAAAACAUGAAAAUGAAGGGACAAGCUUUUGUUGCUUUCGAUUCGGUAGAAGAAGCCUCAAAAGCUCUUGUUGCUCGUCAAGGAAGCAUAAUCUUGCACAAGCCCAUUGUUGUGCGAUUCGCUCGGUUUAAAUCCUACAUUUCUUCAAAAAAGGACCAAGAUUAUGAAGAGCAGCGUUCUAGGCAAGAUGAAUACAAAAGUACCUUUGCAGUGUCUAACAUCUAUUAUAGGGAGCCAGUCUGCGAUCCAGAAGCCAACCAGGUCACAACUGUUGCAUCAAAUCUCGACGUCCCAAACAUCCCCUCCUUGGAAGCCCCGGAAGAAAGGCUCAACUCGCUCUUCGCGAGCCACCUUGGGUUCAAAGAAGUUCGUCUGGUGCCCUCCAAAAAGGAUAUUGCGUUUGUAGAAUAUGAAAAUGAUGUUUUCGCAAAUGCUGCUCGAUUGGCGCUCGAUAAAUACCAGAUUUUACCUUCUCACGAGAUUCGGACGGGUUUCGCAACCAAUUAUGUGCCAACAAAAAUCGCCUAUUAA
Mitosporidium daphniae is the source of this 741-nucleotide messenger RNA. RefSeq lists its product as uncharacterized. The record is from RefSeq and is a predicted model, not a curated record. Bases 1 to 741 code for a protein of 246 amino acids. Lineage: Eukaryota; Fungi; Microsporidia. The transcript has 3 exons. Gene Ontology annotation, molecular function: RNA binding.